This is a messenger RNA of Sorex araneus (European shrew), 3518 nucleotides long. RefSeq names its product cilia and flagella associated protein 92 (putative) (gene CFAP92). NCBI's taxonomy places the organism in Eukaryota, Metazoa, Chordata, Mammalia, Eulipotyphla, Soricidae. The transcript has 17 exons. The record is from RefSeq and is a predicted model, not a curated record. Bases 103 to 3399 code for a protein of 1098 amino acids.
GUUGAGUCCUGCUGGCCUCGGUGAGGCGGUGCAGCGACCUUGCGAGGGGACGGAGGCCGCGCCUGGGCCGGUGCUGCCCCGCGCAUCUGCUCAUAGGAGAGCAUGUCCGUGGGUGCCUGGGCGGAGGAGGACGGGGAGAGGCUGCACCAGGCCGGCGUCCUGCCGUCUGAGGGCGAGUGUGCCCUGGAGGAUGAUGGGCAGGCCAAGGUCUGCGCCCUGGAGCCGGGCUCUGAGCCCCGGCCCAGCAGCGACGGCGCCUCCUCAGAAAGCUCCAGGGACGCCACCAGCAGCGACAUGCCCCAGGUCAUCCCCUGCAUGCUGCUCUUCUCGCUGGCCUUCCAGACGUGCGCAGAUUCUAGAAGAAUGUAUACGGGAAGUUCCACGGAAAGGUCCAAGAAAUUGUCCAUGUCCGAGAAAGCCAGCUGCAAGAUGCGCCGUUACUACCACAUUGAGUAUUUCCUCCUGCCGGACGACGAGGAGCCCAGGAAGGUGGACAUGGUGGUGUUCCCCACCGUGACCAAAGUGUUCAUGGACUCAGGCGUGAAGACCGUGAAGCCGUGGGUGGAAGGAGACAAAAUCUGGGUGACCUGGACCCAAAACUUUAGCAUGCAGGUGACGAAGGAAUUCCUAAAGAAAAUCGUUUUUUACAAAAUCAACAUGAAAAUCUGGGACACGAAAGACAAAGUCUCGAGGAAGGUCAGGUAUUACCGGCUAAAGACCUCGGGGUACACGGAAGAUCUGUCAGCUUUUGACGUGAGGCACCUGGUCGUGCACCAGCGGAGGCUGUCGGAGCAGAGCAGCUACAACAAGGAGGAGUGGAACCAGGACUUCGUGUCCAGCAAGGCGGGGAGAGCACGGAGAGGAAAGGCUUUGCACGACUCUGAAAACCUGUCCAUGAUCCCCGAGGAAUUUGAAAGGCUGAUCAGAGUGGAAGGAAACAGCCCCGAGUCACAACGGAGCUCAAGAAGAACGUUUCCUUCCCUGGCGUUGGAAAUCAAGGAGCUCCUGGAGAAAUCAUCCUUUGACAGCAUAACGAACUUGGCAGAUAAGGCCAGAGCAGCCCUCCGCGGCCGCAGCACCGCCUCUAUCAGACUGUCUCUCCUGGCGCCUCCAGCUCUGCUUCGUCAGGUUGCAGCCGCCAGACAAGCAGAUUUGGCAGCAAAAAGGAAACUGUCGAGGAGAAUGAAGAAAAUGUCCAAGGACGAGGAGAGCGAGAUGAGGCUGCUGAUGGCCCCGUUCACCCCGGACGUCUUCUCCAUCCAGCUGUCGCUCACGCCGCUGCUCGCAGGAUGGAAGAUGGUGCUGAGCCGGGGCCACGGGCGCUCCCCCAACAUCCUAGACUGCUUCCUGACCUUGAAGACCGAGGAGCCCCUCAUGACCGAGCAGCAGCGGCAGGAGCUGAACCCGAUGACCAUCAAGAUCAACCGCCUGAGCCGCCUGCCCUCGUCCCCGGUGCCGCUCUGGAAGCUGGAGAGCCAGUGCACGCCCGUCUACUGCAAGUACCAGUUUCCCGGCAUGCCGGCACACGUGACCGACGGGUAUCCCCACAGCAGCCGCAUCUACCUCCAGGACGUCAACGUCAUCUUCCUGGGGGACAUGCACCCCGGGGACGUGCGGGAGCUCCUGGAAGGCCCACCCCUGCUGGUCGAGGUGCACGACCGGGACCUCAAGACCGAGAACAGCAGCCAGAGGCCCGCUCUGUUCGGCGAGGAGCCCCUGGACACCUACCCCAACCUCCACGCCUUCGUCUCCCCCCGAGACCCCGAGUCCCACCCCUCUGAGUCACAGCAUAAGACGUGGGACCCGUACGGGGUGGCCCGAGUCAGCUUCGCGGACCUCCUCCUGGGCCACAAGUCCCUGAACCUGUCUGUCCCCAUCCACCGCUGCGAGCCGCCGCCCACCAACCCCAGCCUGCACAAGAGGCGGCCGCGGGCCCUGGACAGCGUCCAGCCCCUGCCCGCGGGCGACUACCUGGAGGCCCACUCCCAGAUCAAGCUGCGGGUGGACGUCGAGGUCCCCCUGCCGCAGGCCGGGCCCGAGACCCCCGAGCCCGACCCCACGGGCCCCCCGUUUGGCCGCGUCAUCUUCGUGUUCGGGUCCAGGCAGCACCUGCUCCUGCGGCCACUGCUCCACGACAUCACGGUCAUCAAUGCCAGGGCCCUCCACGUGGACACCUACCCGCUGGGCAACGUCUCGCAGGUCCUGCCGGCCAUCAGGGUGCGCAUGAACGUCAAGGACCGGCAGGACCUGGACGUGAUCACCGGCUUCCACCUGCUGGACGGGCAGCGCCACCUGCUCGUCCUGGAGGGCCUGCCCUGCCAGGGCCUGAAGCGCCUGUGGGAGAACUACCAGAGCCGGAUCGCCGUGGCGGAGCGCAGGCCGUGCGCGCCCUUCAAGGCGCUGUACAACUCACAGCUGCUCUUCCGCCGCCGCCUGUACGGGGACCUGGACAGCGUCGUGUACCACGUGCGCCUCUGCCAGCCCCUGGAAGAGCUGAUGCGGCGCCCAAAGCUCUACCUGCGGGACACGGUGCCGAAGCCCGUCUUCCAGGCCCUGACCAGGAUCUACGACAUCUGCCUCCAGAACACGCGGCUCAGGGAGGUGGUCGCCAGGGGCCUGCUGCCGUCCGCGGCCAUGGUCCGGCUCCUGAGCCAGCAGCUGGGGCUGCCCGUCGCGCAGGAGGAGUUCCUGGAGGAGGAGGGGCUGGCCACCUUCAUCCUGCCCUGCUCCCCGCGCCCGGGGCCGGCCCCGAAGCCGCGCGUCAGCCUGUUCCAGGACAUCGAGGAGCACCAGGCGCGGUACCUGCAGUGGCGGGAGAGCAUCGCGCUGCAGGGCCAGGAGCGCGGCCGCAGCUUCAUCCAGAGCAACAUCCUGAGCGCCUACCAGGCCGGCAGGAGGCCCGCGCCGCCCGUGGGGAAGGCCCUGCACAUCUCCGCCCCGGCUGCCUCCGUCUUCAACUACAGCUCGCAGGCCCUCAACCCUGCAGUGCUGGCCAGGAAGGAGCUGCAGCAGGAGAUGGCCAGGGUGCCCCGGAAGAGAUUCACCUACUCCCAGAAGUACCUCUCGGCCAUGGUGGACUGCCGUGACCCCGAGGAGGAGGGGGCGGCGAGGCGGGCGCCCCUGCGGGCCUGGCUCCCAGCCAAGGGCUUCCAAGUGACGGGCCUGCAGAACACCGACUACCUCUUCCCGCUGCAGCUGGGCACCGCGUUCACCGAGGAGUGGCAGGAAGGGGCGCUGUUCCGGAACGUGCUGGAGAACGUGCUGGACCGAGACAGGUGGCCCUGGGACCAACGCCACCUGGACUUCGAGCUGUACAAGAAGCCCCCUCCGUACUUCCAGCUGCCCCCGGUGCCGAAGCGCAAGCCCGUGCCAGGCAGGAAGCUGAGAGGGAGCAGCUGAGCCCACGGAGCCGACAGCAUUCCCCCACGUGGCGAUCCCGGACCCCGCAGCUGCUUGUGGCUCCAUUAAAGGGCCCGGCCCCGGCACUGCGCGUGUGUGUCCCUAUGUGUGUGUGUGCG